AUGUCAACAAGUUCGAUGAAUGUUGAUCCUAAAAAGGCUCCUGAAGAUGAAUUCAUGCCAUGGGUUGAAAAGUAUCGACCAAUUUAUCUAAAUGACAUUGUGGGAAAUGAAAACGUUGUAUCACGUCUUAAAACGAUCUCUCGCAACGGAAACCUAACCAACCUCAUUCUUACCGGAUUACCUGGUAUUGGUAAAACAACCAGUAUCCUUUGCUUGGCUUAUGAAUUACUUGGCCCUGCCUGUAAAGAUGCUGUUCUUGAACUGAAUGCUUCAGAUGAGAGAGGUAUUGAUGUUGUUCGUAAUCGAAUCAAAGCCUUUGCUCAAAAGAAGGUGACCUUACCACCAGGUCGUCACAAAGUUAUCAUUCUGGAUGAAGCAGACAGUAUGACAGGUGGAGCUCAGCAGGCUUUAAGACGAACAAUGGAAAUCUUCUCCAACACCACCCGUUUUGUUUUGGCAUGCAACCAAUCUAACAAAAUUAUUGAACCAAUCCAGUCCCGAUGUGCGAUUAUGCGAUAUUCAAAACUUACUGAUGAACAGAUCCUUCAUCGUCUGACAGAAGUUUGUAAAAAAGAGAAUGUACCAUUUACUGAUGAUGGACUUAGCGCUAUCAUAUUCACGGCUGAUGGUGAUAUGCGACAAGCUAUUAAUAACCUUCAAUCAACUUACUACGGAUUCAAAUAUGUCAACUCGGAAAAUGUGUUCAAGAUUUGCGACCAACCCCAUCCUGUGGUUAUUCAACAGAUUCUCAAGAGCUGCUCUACUGGAGAUAUCAUUCAGGCAGAUGAUUUGAUCCACAGUCUUUAUGACACUGGAUACGCAUCUCUUGACAUCAUCACCACUAUCUUCCGUGUCGUUAAAGAUUACAACGAACUUUCUGAGAACAUCCAAUUGGACUUUAUAAAGGAAAUUGGAAUUACACACAUGAGAAUCAUUCAGGGCCAUCAGAGUGUUCUCCAGUUAGCCGGUCUGGUGGCUCGACUAUGUCGAGUUGCUACUACAAAUUAA
Molecule: messenger RNA, 1008 nt
Organism: Phycomyces blakesleeanus NRRL 1555(-)
Lineage: Eukaryota; Fungi; Mucoromycota; Mucoromycetes; Mucorales; Phycomycetaceae
Exons: 7
Coding region: 1-1008 (335 amino acids)
Biological process (GO): DNA-templated DNA replication; DNA repair
Cellular component (GO): DNA replication factor C complex; nucleus
Molecular function (GO): DNA binding; DNA clamp loader activity; ATP hydrolysis activity
Source: RefSeq, a predicted model, not a curated record